AGAAAUAAAAUGGUAAAACAUAGUGCUUCUAGGAAAAAAUACUUUGCACACACAUACAGGCUACAAUCCUACAUAUUUUGCUUUGGAAGAAAUCCUAUAGCAUAUAAGAGGGUUUACAUUUGGGUAGAUCUUUGUACUGUGGUUUUUUCCCUUUCUUUCUACAGAAAAGGAGCAAUGACAACUUCUGUAUUUGCAUUUUUUUUCCUCUGUGGGCUAGCCAGUAAUUAUCUAAAUAUAAAAAAUGAGAUUUGGGCUGGAAAAAACAACUAUGUUUGUGGCUUGACAAAAACACAAUCCCCUAGUUUCUUACUGAUGGUUAUCAACAACCAGCAGAAAAUAGCACAUUAAAAAUAAAGGGUGACACAAAGACAGUAAGAAAUUACCGGUAUUAGUUAUUCCACACACAUCUUUUUCUUUGUGCAUCAAAAAUGGCUACAGCUAUGGACAGGUCAUUAAAUGAAGUAACCCAAUAUGAGAACUAAAAAAUAUUUUUAGCUAGCAGGACUCUGGAGGUGACAAAACUCAAAAGUGGGUAUGUAUCUUCCCUGCAUCUUCAUACAGUAGUAACAAAGUAGUAGCAAACAUGAAAUUGUCUCUUCUAUGUAUCCUCAUGUGUGAGGGACACCUGUCCCUCUAAUAUAAUCUUAUCAAGUUUUCAUUACUGGAUGUGUGUGUGUGUGAGAGAGAGAGCCCUGGAUUUGACUAUAAAAUGUCCCAACCCCAGCAUUUAUCCUGCACACUCUGCUUGGACUUCUGGUGAUCGGUUUUCCUGAUUCCAUCUACUUUUAAACUGGAACCUUAGAAAUCCAAUCUUAAACUACUACUACAAGGAAAGGAGAGUUCUGUAAUCACUUGAACGUGGGGAGCGGAGAACACGUGUCCGGUUGGGAGGUACCAAUCUUCUCGCACAGAACCAACUCCUUUCAUGACCUGCCAUCUCUACGGCGCAUUUCUUCACCGUGACAGCUGGGUGACCCAUCAGAGCCACGCUCCAUUUAAGCCCCAAAUGCUACGAAGGAAGGCUGUUCUCCAACACUUCGUUUUCAAUGCUCUCGCAUUACCCGUCGCGAACCUCUCUCUCUCUCACCUUUCAGAGCGCCCAGGAGCGGCUCUUUCCCACUCAUCCUAGUGUGCUUUGCUCGGCUCUGCUUUCCCCAGACUCCGGAUCAGCCCAAGAGUCCCGGAUUCAGGCUCCGUUCCCGCCUCCGCCCGAUGGAAACUGUCCGAGAGUGACUUUUCUUCGUCCAAACACCCGGCUGCAGGCAAAACUCUGGAAGGCCAUACAGAUGAGAACAGUCGUGGUUGGGAGUCCAAGGGAAGAUGGAAUAAUAUCCAUAACUACAACUGCAGAGGAAGCGGAAGAGCCUAAAACUCUGCAGUUUUCAGUUCCAAGGGAAGGUGUUUCCUUGAAACCCGGAGAACCUCACUGGGCUAAUUAUGUAAAAGGGGUUAUCCAGCAUUACAAAGCUGGCCCUCUCCCAGGCUUUGAUGUUGUGAUAGAGAGUAAUGUACCAAUAGGUGGUGGUCUCUCAAGUUCAGCCUCCUUAGAAGUGGCCAUGUACACCUUCCUGCAGCAACUCUCUCCUGAUGACAGGGAUCCAGUUAAUAAGGCACUGGUGUGCCAGAAAGCGGAACACACCUUUGCAAUGAUGCCUUGUGGUAUCAUGGACCAAUUUAUCUCCGUGAUGGGGAAGGAAGGACAUGCCUUGCUGAUAGACUGCAGGUCCUUGGAAACUCGCCUGGUCCCUUUGACUGACCCAGACUUAGUUGUUCUCAUCACCAACUCCAAUGUACGACAUACUUUGACAGGCAGCGAGUAUCCCACACGUCGGCGUCAGUGCGAAGAGGCAGCGAAGAUGCUGGGAAAGGCAAGCCUGAGAGAAGCCAGCAUGUCAGACUUAGAGGAGUCCAGGAGCCUCCUGAGUAAGGAGAUGUACAGGCGAGCCAGGCAUGUGAUCGGAGAGAUUGAACGCACAUCUAGGGCAGCCGAGGCCCUGGAGGCCAAGGAUUAUAAGAGGUUUGGAAAGCUGAUGGUAGAGAGCCACAAUUCCUUACGGGAUGACUAUGAAGUUAGUUGUCCAGAACUAGAUGAACUGGUAGCUGCUGCCAUGGAAGUUCCUGGAGUUUAUGGUAGCAGAAUGACUGGUGGCGGUUUUGGAGGUUGCACUGUCACUCUUCUUGAAUCUGGAGCCGCAGAAAAAGUUCUGAAACAUAUCAAGGAGAAAUACAGCAGGACAGUGACAUUCUAUUUCACAAAACCCGCUGAUGGAUCUAAAGCACACCUCCUGUCUUGAAAACUCUUCCAGCUGGUCUGUAGCAUUCACUAAGAAAAGUGAUAAGAAAAGCAUGACGCUUGGGGACAGCUUCCCUGGGACAUUAUUCGCUUGGAGCAAAGAUUUGACUUCUUCCAUAAAAGAAGUAAAGUAAGUGAAAACCUGCAUGUACACACAGGUGUUUUUUUCUUUUAGCCAAGAGCCCAAAAGGGAUUUUUGUCUGAUUUAUAAGACGGUUUGGUGCACACGAUUUCUUUUUCAGUGAAACACUGUGAUGAGUUUGGUUAAACGCUCUUGAUUUUUGCAUACAGUUUUCUGUGAUAAGUUCCUUCAACAACCUGGAUGGAAAUACUGAGGCUGAGAAAGUCUGGCGUAAACUCCACAGCUCCAAAACAAUUCCUUUUUAUUUUCCCAAGCAGAGACUAAUCAUGGAAAUAGGCUUUCUGCUUUACAUUGUGCUCUAAAUAUUGCUUCUAUCCUUUCUUUCCUGCUUAUCCAUUUAUGAGCCAUCUCCCAGUAAUGAAUUAUCCACUAAACAUAUCUUGAAUAGAGCCACUUUGUGAUGAGUUUCUCUAUUGCAUUUGAUAUUAUCAUUAGUUACUGUCAAGGAUGGGCUAAUGCGAGAUAAUACCCCCAACCCAUAUAAUUGGUAUAGCUAGGUGUUGUGGUAGUGACAACUGUAGUCAGUUACACUGAAGUCAAAAUAAAAGAAGCAUCAUAAUAUCUAUGAGAUAAAAUGAUUGUAAUGCAAAGAUGUAAGAUGUGUUGUUUGUAUGAUGUCAUGAUUCAUUUAUCAUUUGUCUCUCCUCUCUCUGCCCCAACUCUGAUCCAGUGGACAUACAUAAUCUAAAUUAAAGAAAAUUUACAGUAAUGAUAGCUUUUCUGUCAACUUUCAAAACGACUUCGGCUGAAGCCAUAUUUCCUUUUCUUCAUUUCUUACAUGCCACAUAUAUGGGAGGGGAGGGGGAUCUACAGGAUGUGGGAUAUUUUCCUCCAUUGUGGCCAGACAUAACAGCAAUAAGAUCCAUGUGAAUGUGAACCAAGGUCAUCUCAGCGAGCGCCUGAGGGAGCAGCCGAACAGCCUGCCAUCUACCUGAUUGGUUAAUGUGACCUGUGACAUAAAGGGGGAGAGGAUUGAUGUCUAUUCUUUCUUCUGGGUUUCAUUUAGAGUUGGUUUCACAUUUCAAUGUGCCGAUAUGAUGUGCCCAAUAAAAUGGAUCUUUGAGAAAAGCUACAGCUUCAGAAUCCUGACUUGAUUGGGACCCUUACUCGCAACCAUGACACUUUCUUUCAAUGAAAUGAAUGAUUGUCACCUUAAAGUAAUUGGCUGUGUUCCCUUGUAUGAAACCUUCAUGUGGUUAAUUGAUUUUCAUUUUAGUGUGAUUGUGAUCCAGCCGUGAUUUGUAAAGCUCAGUUUAUUGUACCAAUGUUAUGCAUAAACACAAUGUCUUAAUAAACCAGGGUUAAACAUGUCAUGGAUUAGUAAUAUGUAAACCAGCCAAUACUUGUUUAACAUCAACUGUUCGCUAGCCAGAUUUUAAAUUAUUAAAUUUGUUAAUUAUUUAAUUAAAUUUGUACAAGAUCUGCAUUGUUGCCCUCAUUAGCAGUCAAGCUGGGUUUUUUUUUUUACACAUAGCAUAUUUGAAAAUUUAAAAAAACCAGCUGCGAUCAUAGAGAAAAUGUUUAUUAA
This is a messenger RNA of Notechis scutatus (mainland tiger snake), 3963 nucleotides long. It is a transcript of the gene GALK1, whose product is annotated as galactokinase 1. Gene Ontology annotation, biological process: galactose metabolic process; carbohydrate phosphorylation. NCBI's taxonomy places the organism in Eukaryota, Metazoa, Chordata, Lepidosauria, Squamata, Elapidae. Gene Ontology annotation, molecular function: galactokinase activity; ATP binding. The record is from RefSeq and is a predicted model, not a curated record. Gene Ontology annotation, cellular component: cytosol; cytoplasm.